GAUAUCGAGAAUUUGACACCACUCUCUCCAGAGGUGAUCUCGCGUCAGGCCACAAUCAAUAUCGGUACUAUUGGACAUGUAGCGCAUGGAAAAUCAACCGUGGUUAAAGCUAUUUCUGGAGUUCAAACUGUGCGCUUCAAAAAUGAACUGGAGAGAAACAUCACUAUUAAGCUUGAACGCCUCAGCGACGAAAGAGUACGUGCACUAUUAAGCUCCCCAGUACUGCUACGCGAGUUCGAGGCGAAGUUAGAUGCAAAACGACGCAAUAGCUUGCCAGUGGGACAUGUUCGUCCAGUUUUGCGGGCACGCAAGCAAAAACGAGCACGCAGUGUAAGCGCAGAUACUCAGUUAACCAGAACAUCGAUUCGAAGCAGCAGUCUCGGCAGCAGUCAAACUCCAACACGCGGCUGUUCAUCAAGUCCAAGUAGUGGCUAUGAGAGCCACUCCGAAUAUAGUUCAUCCAUACAAGGAGAUCAAAAGGGGAGUUCAACCACACCACGUUCGCGUGUGCUCAAUAAUGCAAUAAAUGCGCUGAAGGAAAUACCGACCGUGGGAAAAAAGCGCAACAAACCUCAGACAGACAACUCAGAAACCGAUGAUGGACAAACACCAGUUACGAAGCGUCAAAAGCUGAAGCAAUUCAAGGUGAAUGGCGAGUAUAUAGUAGAGCGCAUAGAAUCGAUUGAGUCGAUUAACGGCAAUCCCAUAUUCUUUGUGAAAUGGUUGGGAUAUCCCCCCGAAACGAAUACUUGGGAGUCCCUUGACAACAUAAGUGAAUGUGCUGUAUUAGAGCCGUUCAUUGAAUCACAGUAUACAUUGCUUGAGUUGAUUAUUUCAGAAAUCAUAGCCGAAAUUGAAGCCGAAAUUACAGAGAAUGGUCUAGUUUUCGAUAUGACCUCCUUAAAAUUAGAGGAAUUAGAUAAAUAUGAUCCUUUGGUGAUAAAAGCGGAUUUAAUAUUGCUUGCCCAGUUUCGUGCAACACGAUCACGUAGUUUUAAAGAACCGGAAAAGAUACGCAGCCGUAUAAUUAAUAUGAUGCUAAUGAAGCCUGUCUACUAUAGACGUAAGCAGCAAUUAUGCGACCUGAAAGCUUUCCAGGACCGCAUGAAUCAGGUAGAACACACAGCGCCGAUAACUGUGGAAAACCGCUUUGAUUUGGAAGUCAUAGAUGUCGCUUUUAAGUAUAUAAAAGAAAGUUUCGCUGGAAACAACGUCAAAAUGCAGGAGGAUCCCCCAAUUGGAUGCAAAUGUGAAAACGAGUGUGCUCCGUUGUCUACGUGCUGUGCACGCAUGGCGGGUAGCUAUUUUGCUUACGACAAAGCAGGCCGUCUUCGUAUCCGACCUGGAGAGGCCAUUUAUGAAUGCAAUAACAGGUGUUCAUGCGAACAGGAAUGUGUAAACCGUGUUAUACAGCGCGGGCGCAGCAAUUCGCUUUGUAUAUUCCGCACAUCGAAUGGAUGUGGCUGGGGCGUUCGAACCGAGAAACCAUUGCGUAAGGGAGAAUACGUGUGUGAGUAUGUGGGUGAAAUUAUCACCAGCGAAGAGGCGAAUGAUCGCGGCCAAACGUAUGACGCCAUCGGACGCACUUAUCUUUUCGAUUUAGAUUACAAUACGUCCGGUGAGAGUGUGUACACAAUUGAUGCGGCGCUCUAUGGCAAUAUUUCCCAUUUCAUUAAUCACUCGUGCAAUCCCAACUUAGCAGUGUUUCCGUUUUGGAUCAAUAACCUCGACAUUAAUAUGCCACGUUUGGCAUUCUUUUCGCUACGACCAAUUAAAGCUGGAGAAGAAUUGACAUUCGAUUAUGUACGCACUGACUAUGAAAAUUUGUCGUCAGCCGAGAAGGUUUCGUGUCGUUGUGGUGCAGAUAAUUGUCGCAAAGUAUUAUUUUGUUACGCUAACGCUAAAAUUUAUAAAUGCGACAAUGCAAAGUGUCCACGACCAGCUUGUUUUAUUUCUGACGGUUCCAGCAAGGAUGAUAGCUUCCCCUGUGCCCGUCCGUCCUGUGUGGGCCGUUUCAAGUUGGUGCGUCACGUGAGUUUCGUGGAUUGUCCUGGUCACGACAUUCUUAUGGCUACCAUGUUGAACGGUGCUGCUGUAAUGGAUGCUGCACUACUCUUAAUUGCUGGUAACGAAUCCUGCCCUCAGCCUCAAACAUCUGAGCAUUUGGCUGCAAUUGAAAUUAUGAAACUAAAACAGAUCCUCAUUUUGCAAAAUAAAAUUGACCUGGUGAAGGAGAGCCAAGCCAAAGAGCAGUAUGAAGAGAUAACGAAAUUCGUGCAGGGUACAGUUGCCGAAGGUGCACCAAUUGUACCGAUUUCGGCUCAGCUUAAAUACAACAUUGAUGUAUUAUGUGAAUAUAUCACAAAGAAGAUUCCCGUGCCUCAGCGCGAUUUCAAAGCACCUCCUCGGCUAAUUGUUAUACGUUCCUUUGAUGUGAAUAAGCCAGGUUGUGAAGUCAACGAUCUGAAAGGAGGUGUGGCCGGUGGUUCUAUCCUUUGUGGUGUAUUGAAAGUGGGUCAGGAGAUCGAAGUGCGCCCUGGCGUUGUCACGAAGGACAGCGAGGGCAACAUAACCUGUCGACCCAUUUUUUCGCGCAUUGUGUCACUGUAUGCCGAACAAAAUGAACUGCAGUACGCGGUGCCUGGUGGUUUAAUUGGUGUGGGUACGAAAAUCGAUCCGACACUAUGUCGUGCAGAUCGUCUCGUUGGCCAGGUGCUGGGUGCUGUUGGCCACUUACCUGACAUAUAUAUUGAGCUGGAAAUUUCGUAUUACCUCUUGCGACGAUUAUUGGGUGUGCGUACGGACGGCGAUAAAAAAGGUGCACGUGUAGAGAAACUACAAAAGAAUGAAAUAUUGCUGGUGAAUAUUGGAUCUUUAAGCACGGGUGGUCGAAUUUCCGCCACAAAGGGCGAUCUGGCCAAAAUUGUGCUCACCACACCGGUUUGUACUGAGAAGGGGGAGAAAAUUGCAUUAAGUCGUCGUGUGGAAAAACAUUGGCGUUUAAUUGGAUGGGGCCAGAUAUUUGGCGGCAAAACUAUUCAACCUGUACUGGACAGCAAACCCGCAAGAAAUAAAAUCGAAAGGUUUACACCACGAGCAUUAGUAUCAGUUUGAAACUUAUUUGUUAUAAGCGAACAAAACGCAUUUGUCGGUCUUCAAUUUUUAUAUAUAAAUUAUUACCAGCCACAGUUUCCUUCUUUUGUUUUCGCGCAGUAAAACUGAAGACACCACCAAUAGAACUUGUUUAAAAAAAGCAACAAAUGAUGAAAUAUUUAAUUAACAAUAUAAUUAAAGGAAUUAGAAUUUGUUAUUUUAAAAAGGAAAUAAAAGGAAAUAAAUUUUUACACAAAACAAAAUGUGGGCAUUGUUAUGGAACAAUUCCCAUUUCCUGACGUUAUAUAAAUAAUCGAUGUCGACACCAAACUUGAAUUGUUUAACGUACUCGAAACAACAUUGUCUAUUUAUUCCUGGAAAAAUUCAAGUGACGAAAUGCUCCGAAAUCAAAUGAAAAUGUAUGUAUGUAGGUGUUUUAACUAUAUAUCGUCGCUCCUAUGCCAG
Molecule: messenger RNA, 3558 nt
Organism: Rhagoletis zephyria (snowberry fruit fly)
Lineage: Eukaryota; Metazoa; Arthropoda; Insecta; Diptera; Tephritidae
Product: histone-lysine N-methyltransferase Su(var)3-9-like
Biological process (GO): formation of translation preinitiation complex
Cellular component (GO): cytosol; eukaryotic translation initiation factor 2 complex; nucleus
Molecular function (GO): GTP binding; tRNA binding; protein binding
Source: RefSeq, a predicted model, not a curated record